Molecule: messenger RNA, 571 nt
Organism: Phyllotreta striolata
Lineage: Eukaryota; Metazoa; Arthropoda; Insecta; Coleoptera; Chrysomelidae
Source: the annotation of a GenBank genome assembly
CAAAUUUAUAUUUACAUUUUCAUUCAUUUGUGAGGUUAAACCGCGUUUUUUAAUACCAUUUGGUGACUUGUUUUUUUUAUUUUUAUAAUAAUAAAUAAAUAAUUUUAAAAUAAUACAAUUUAUUCAGAGCUCAACGAGUCCAACUAGUUAUAAUCCGACCCAGUUACGGUAAAUAAAUAACCUACAUUUUCUAUAAACAAUAAAAUCACAACGUACGUAAAAUUAAGCAUUUUUCGAAUAUUGUUCGAAAGAAAAAUUCACCAUGGUAGAAGCAUUUACGAACGAUGAAUGCUUGGAAUUGAUAUACAGCAUUAAAAAAUACGAAUUCCUGUACAACCCCUACGAUAAGCACUACAAAAACAAAGUUAUGAGAGAGCAGGCUUGGAAUGACGUGAUUUCGAAAGUGGGCAAACCAGUGGGGCUUUGCAAGAGGAAAUGGGACCUUCUUCGACAACGAUUCAUCAGGUGCCAUAAAAAGCAGAAGAAAUUGAAAAAUAAUGCUGUAAAAGAGGAGACUUGGGUGUAUUUUAAACUCCUCGAUUUCCUCCACGUGAUCUUACCCAAAAAGUGA